UUUCAUAACAUUGAUUAGGUUUUGUUAUUUAGGUUACAUAUGCAUAUGCUUUGAUUCUUCUUGUUAGUUUUGUUAUAAAUAAUAACUUUCCUUGAGAUUUCCAAACGCUUUGUUAAAUACAGAGAGGUUGCAAUAAUGGCUCAUAAAGACUGGGAGAUAUUCAGAGAGUGGAAGUUAGCGCACGCCAAAUCGUACCCUACUGCUGACGAGGAGAAGAGGAGAUUCGAAACCUUUCAGCAACAUCUUCGUGAAAUAGAGGCUCAUAAUUCGGGUCCAGACGCAGCGUAUUAUAAGAAAGGCUUGAGCCCAUUUUCCGACAUGACUUUUGAGGAGCUCAAGAUAGGAUUUCUCAAACACGAUAGCGUCGAUGAUGGCUUGUAUGACACUGAAACGGACGAGGAGGAGGACGACGACAAGGUGAUGACCAAAAAAGAGGAUGUAGCGGUGCCUGGAACCCGAAAAUGAAGAAAAGACUCAAAAAAUAAACGUAUGCCACUUAAUACAAUGAGCACACAAUAUUCUUUAGUAAAAGGCGAAAGAAUAGUUCGCUUUGUGCUCGCUGCAUGGCUGCGUGUCCUUUCUUCUUCUUCCCCGUACCUCUUUACAUGACACCCUUCCUCUUUGUGUACUUCGACAACCCGACCAAUGUGGGAUCAAAAAAGAUG
This is a messenger RNA of Helianthus annuus (common sunflower), 665 nucleotides long. RefSeq names its product probable cysteine protease RDL3. The record is from RefSeq and is a predicted model, not a curated record. Bases 136 to 465 code for a protein of 109 amino acids. Lineage: Eukaryota; Viridiplantae; Streptophyta; Magnoliopsida; Asterales; Asteraceae. The transcript has 2 exons.